AUGACAAUCCCUGCCGAUAUUCGCGCAGCAAAGGCAGCGGGAAGGAUUCCCAGCAAUGUCUCUCUUUCAUAUCUUGCAGAGUCCCGAGAUCACUCUGCUCUUGCGGGUAUCCUGUUCAUGAUCUGUUUCACCGGAGUUCUCAUGAUCUUGCGUCUGUACGCUCGAGCAUUUCUGGUCAAAAAGAUCGGCUUCGACGACUGGCUCGCAAUUCUGACUUUGAUGAUCUACAUCACCUUUGUCGUUCUUUGCAUCGUUCUCAUUAACCUUGGGAGCGGCCGUCAUAUCGAAUACAUCGAAUACGUCCUCUCGCUCUCAACAGUCCACAAGACCGAAGUGUUAGAUUUCGUUGCACACAUUCUCUAUACCACCGCCCUGUUCCUUUGUCGACUUUCCGGUCUGGCGUUCUAUUUUCGACUGACCGCGCGCACAAGCAAGCUGCACAAAUCCAUCCUCGUUGCUGGACCAUUCCUUAUCGCCGCAUACCUUCCCCAAAUUUUCCUCUUGAUAUUCCACUGCAAACCCGUCACCGGUUUAUGGCCGUAUGCUUGGCAACCCGGUGUGGAUAAUUACAAAUGUCUUACAUGGGGUCUGGUCUAUUCCGUCAACUCAGGCCUCUCGUUAGCCUGUGAUGUGAUGAUGUUUAUCAUUCCGGCCAUUCUCAUCAAACAACUUCAUGUCUCUCUCAAGAACAAAAUCAAGCUUUCCAUGGUCAUGUUCCCUGGUGUAUUCGUGAUCAUCAUCUCAUCCGUCCGUGUUUGGUUAGUCGUCAAAGGCCAAUGGGCAGCUGACGGCAGCUGGGCUUAUAACCCAAUGUUAUGCGUGGAAAAUGCCGAAAUCGCAGGCACACUCAUUGCCCUCUCCGUUCCUGCGCUGAAGCCUGUUUUCGGCAAUAUCUUCUCCCAUUUGACAGAGUACACUUCCAGCCACACUCGGUCGCGCUCAGCGGGUAGACUGCGAAGUCACUCAAAGCCCAUGAGUGGACUGGGAUCCCACGCUCGUGAUGAUAAACGAUUGCUUAACUGGUCGAAGCUUGGUCAUGAUGAUUAUGAGAUGAUGCCUUCUGAGGUGUCUGUUACUCAGGAUGCUUCAAGUCAUAACUCCAAGAUCCCUGGAAUAAGAGUCACCAAUGAAGUUAAUAUUACGCGUGGGGAGGACAGGUCUCCAUCGCAACAGUCGUCGAGGUCUUCGUCUCAUAGGACAUAG
Penicillium angulare is the source of this 1203-nucleotide messenger RNA. RefSeq lists its product as uncharacterized. The transcript is spliced from 3 exons. Bases 1 to 1203 code for a protein of 400 amino acids. Lineage: Eukaryota; Fungi; Ascomycota; Eurotiomycetes; Eurotiales; Aspergillaceae. The record is from RefSeq and is a predicted model, not a curated record.